GUUGGAAGAGCAGGGACAGUGAGUGCAGCAGCAGUCUCACAUCUAUAUCCUUUCUGCUCUCAGCGCUGCCUCCUCCGCCUCACUGCAACCGGAAGGAGGGGCCGGACAUGUGUCUGCUGCUAGCAGGGGAGCAGGACUGAAGGUGUCGGUGAACAGUGUGCACCCGGGAGAGCGGAGCGCUGAGCACCAGGUGUCCGCCGCCAGCACUGGAGAAUAUUGGCAACCAAUGGAGGGACUGACAAGAGUGGAUCAGCAGAUGAUGAACGGCUUGCUAGGAAGAUUAGCCUCGCAGCUGCAUUCAGAAUGGAUUGUAGUGAUAGUGAUCAGCGUGUUGUAUAGAUUGCCUCUCAAACAGGCUCCUGGCUACAGAUCUGCCCUACAGAGGUUCCUCAGGGAAUUUUGGCGUGAACACAGACCAGCAUGACUGCCCCAAGUAAGCAAGAUCCAUGGUCCCAAGAGGACAUGCUUACACUCAUUGAAUCCAUGAAGACCUCACUACCCGCCAAGGACACUUCAAAGUACACAGUCACGGCGUCCCGCUUGGACUGGAACAAACUGGCAUUUAAGAACUACACUGGGUCAAUGUGUCAGGAAAAAUGGACUGAGAUUUCAAAUAAGACUAGGAAGUUUCGUACACUUACAGAGAUAAUUCUGGAUACAGAGGAAUAUGUAAAGAACUGGAGCCAAAAAAAGAAAGUGAAGAAAGGUCCACCAGUUUCCAAGAAGCCCUUGUCACCUUAUCUACGCUUUUUCGUAGAGCACAAAGCGCAGUAUGAGAAGAAACAUCCAGAAAUGAGCCACAUUGAUCUAUCCAGGACUUUGUCCCAAAAGUAUAAAGAGCUAUCUGAGGAAGAAAAGAUGAAAUACAUAGAAGAUUUCCAAAGAGAGAUGCAGGAGUAUGAGUGUAAUGUGGGGAAAAUCAGAGAAGAACCUGUCGCAGAAGAACUUGUCGCAGAAGAAUCUGGCAAAGAAGAUGAUGCUGCAACUGUAAAAAGGAAGAGGCACCGCUUUAGGAAAAGAAAAAAUUAUACGCCAGCAACGACCGUUAAGGGUUACAUCUAUAACAAAAUUACACUCUGUGAAGAAUCUCCAUAAAUCCUUUUUCGCUGAAAAAGUCCUAAAAAUGUGUAUUUUAAUUACAUUUUUGUCUCAUUUUGAGGAUAAUUGUUUAUAGCCACAUCUAAGUGUUUUGAUCCCUGUAAACUGAUCUAUUAUUUUUUUUAUAUUGAGAGAUUCAGUGUAAAAGUACAAACGGCAUUUGGUUAGUGCAAUAAAAACUAACCAAAAUGGAAA
Molecule: messenger RNA, 1293 nt
Organism: Pseudophryne corroboree (corroboree frog)
Lineage: Eukaryota; Metazoa; Chordata; Amphibia; Anura; Myobatrachidae
Product: nucleolar transcription factor 1-A-like
Exons: 8
Coding region: 421-1095 (224 amino acids)
Source: RefSeq, a predicted model, not a curated record